Pichia kudriavzevii is the source of this 1443-nucleotide messenger RNA. RefSeq lists its product as uncharacterized. NCBI's taxonomy places the organism in Eukaryota, Fungi, Ascomycota, Pichiomycetes, Pichiales, Pichiaceae. The coding region runs from base 1 to 1443 and encodes 480 amino acids. The transcript has a single exon. The record is from RefSeq and is a predicted model, not a curated record.
AUGACUUUAGCAGACUACCAAAAGGAUCCAAAUCGUAUCGGUACCGAUUUCAUCAAGUAUUAUUAUACCAAAUUAAGUACAAAUAGCUCAAAAAUAUAUCAGCUUUAUACAAAAGAUGCAGUUUGUAAACAUAUGAACCCUACAUCCGAUCCGUUUAAGAAUCAAGCUGAAGAGAUCCAUGGCAUUGAGAAGAUCAAAAAGUAUUGGAAAUCUCAACCGCCAAUUUCUAACGCAAAAAUUGUCAUACUCACUGUAAACACCAUUCAAAAUUCAGAUGGGUCGUUAGUCAUUACUGUAGUCGGUGAAAUAUUGUUAAGGGAAGAUUAUGAUUCUGAUGAUGAUACAAUAUUACCUACUAGAACAUUCACCCAAACUUUCAUUUUGCAGCAGCAUGCUGUUAAGGAUAACUUUGAGGUUAAAUCUGAUAUUCUUACAUAUAUUCCAAAUACAGACUACAUGAAUGCGGUAAUAUAUGAGGAGGAAGAACCUGUAGAGUUAGUAGUAGUAGAGGAGGAAGAAGAAUUCCCAGAAAAGGGGGGAAGAGGUGCACUACGAGACGUAGGAGAAGCGCCAGAAGAAGAUGCAGAAGGAGAAGAAACAAAAAAACAGAAGGGAAAAUGUACACAUUUGACGGGUUCAGAAAUGGAAGAAAGCACAGCACCGGGAGGGAUAUACAACAAAAGCCAGGCAGAGACUAAUAAUAAACAGAAAGCGGUUUCAACUUUAGAAGAAGAUGUCAACAGUACAGAAGGCAGUGUCAAAAAAACAUCUAAUAUUAAUAAACCUGCGUCUACUCCACAGCCAAAAUCAGAAGUUUCUAUUUCUACCAAAGAAAUCACCCCAGAAGCUGGUAAAACAAAAGUUGCUUCUCAAUCGGGAGCCGUAUCUGGAGCUGCAACAUCGCUUCCUUCUGUGUCCGCAGCAUCAGCAUCAGCAUCAGUAUCGAAUGAUCAGAAUCAUCCUUUAUCACCACCAUCUACAGCGGCACAAACAUCAUCUGAAAGUAGUACCCAGAAAAAAGAACGUGUAUCUAGUGUUCCGUUGUCCGGUUCAAGUUGGGCAAGUGCUUUAAAGUCAAACAAGUUUGAAACUGCGGUGUCGAGUACUUCCUCCAGCCAUGCGUCGAAUAGCAAGUCUUCAAAUUCCAAGGUUACCCAAGACUUUGAAGUAUAUGUAACAUUUAAGGAUGCUUCAUCCACAUUUUCUGAAAGUUCUCUCAGAACGGCAUUGGCAAAGGCUAACUUAUCCCCAAUCAAUAUCUCACACUUUAAGAAAAACAAUGCGGUUGUUUCAUUUGAUUCCGCUGAAAAGCAAUCAAUGGCUUUGAAUAAAGGUAAGGUAAAUAGCGGAAAUGUACAAAUUAAUAUCGAAAAGAGAGAUCCAGUCAAAAAAUUUCAGAAAAGAAAACAAAAUAAUCAUAAAAACAACGAUAGGAAAAAUUAA